AUGACCAUCACCCUCGACCUCGACGCCGCUGCUUCAGACAGCCACACACGGCGCACACUCUCAGAUAUUUCUCUUUCCGUUGCAAAAGGAAAGAAAAUUGUUGUUGUAACUGGAGCUGGCAUUUCGUGUUCCUGUGGUAUUCCUGACUUCCGUUCCUCUGACGGACUAUAUGCCUUGGUCAAAGAACGUUAUCCCGACGUUGUUCUGAAAGGGCGGGACCUUUUCGACGCCUCUCUAUUUCGGGACGCCACAUCCACUGCUGUGUUCUAUACCUUCAUCUCGCAAUUGAAGCGCUCCAUCGAUGCGGCUGAUCCAGCACCAACUCAUCACUUCAUUAAAACCCUGGACACGAAGAAGAAACUUCUGCGUUCGUAUACUCAGAACAUAGACGGCCUCGAAGCGCGUGUGGGGUUGCUGGGGACGUCGUGUCAGGAGGCAAAAUCCAAUGGCAAGGGGAAAACGAAGAUUCGAACAAAGGACGUCAGAAACGUUCAACUACACGGUGAUAUUCACCGCGUUAGAUGCAUGGCGUGCUCGGCGGAAUAUCCCUGCGCUGAAGAGCACCUUGCGUUCUUCCAGAAAGGCAAUGCUCCGGACUGCCCAGAAUGCCUUCUGCGAUCCGAAGCUCGCGUUGCUCGGUCUGCUCGCGCUAUCCGUGUUGGUUCCCUCCGCCCUGCUAUCGUCCUUUAUGACGAGUCCCAUCCACUUGGUGACGACAUCGGCGCAAUUCACUCUGCCGAUUUAACAAGGAAACCCGACAUGCUCAUUAUUAUGGGUACGUCACUCAAAGUCCAUGGUUUGAAGAAACUCGUCAAGGACUUCGCCCGGACAAUUCACUCGUCCGCCUCCCCUUCGGCUGCGUCGAGUUCGAAGAAGCCCUUCAAGGUCAUCUUCGUGAACAAGACCCCUCCGGGCUCGGAGUGGCAGGAUAUCAUUGACUACCACAUAUUGGGUGAAACUGAUCGCUGGACGGAUAAAGUUAUCGAAGACUGGAAGAGGAUGCGACCUUCGGACUGGGAAAUUCAACAAACGUUGGUGGCCGGCGAAGAGGAAACUUCUAUGCUUGGAGGUCUCAAGACCGUUAAAUCUCUUGCACCAUCAUCGACGAAAGCAAGGAAGGUGCCAGAAAGAGAAAACAUCGCGCCUAUUCUGCCUGUCGAAGCCACAAAGAAACCUGUGGCGGACAGCAAGCCUGUUCCUCCCCUUUCUCCCAGCAAACGUCGGCAAAAGUCCUCCCACUAUGACAACGUUGACGCCAGCCCAACAAAGCGGCAGACAACAUCGAAUCACCGCCACGCUAUGCCUACUGGUGAGCGGAGGAUGCUCUUCAAAGAAAAGACCAACAGACCACCGCCGGUGUCCGAUGAUUUUGACAAGUCACAAAUGGACAUCAGCCUGUGUGAUAUGUCAAUGCGAGAUAUGGAGGACAAGCGCAAACCUCGUCCGAAAGGUCCAGAUGCUUCAGAGAUGGACAUUAGCUUUCUCGAGCUGUCUGUCAUGGAGGUCGAACAGCUCGUUGAGGAUCUGCCUCCUCCGAAGGCGUUGAGGAAACUAGCAUCGAAAGCCCAAGUUGCUCAAGAGUCUCGUCGACGUCCAGCCGCGAAGAGGAAAGCAAAGGGUGUCACGGUUAGAUAG
Messenger RNA from Cyclocybe aegerita, 1635 nucleotides. The record is from the annotation of a GenBank genome assembly. Lineage: Eukaryota; Fungi; Basidiomycota; Agaricomycetes; Agaricales; Hemipholiotaceae.